Molecule: messenger RNA, 1647 nt
Organism: Knipowitschia caucasica
Lineage: Eukaryota; Metazoa; Chordata; Actinopteri; Gobiiformes; Gobiidae
Source: the annotation of a GenBank genome assembly
AUGGCAGAAAAUGUCACAAAACAGCAGAUUAAAGACAUAAAUUCAGCUGCAGCGUACUCAAUCGCCUGUGAUGAGUCCAAAGACAAAAGUGACAUUGAACAAAUAGCGCUGUUCUGCCGAUAUGUGAACUCUGCUGGACCGCAGGAAGAAAUGGUUGAGCUGAUACCACUAAAAGGCCAGACACGGGGGGAGGACAUCUGUGAGGCCGUGCUUGAUUGUUUACGAGCCAAAGAAAUAAAAACAACCCACCUAGUGUCAGUGGCUACUGAUGGGGCACCGAGUAUGACUGGAGCGCACAAGGGCUUUGUGGCCUUGCUGCAGAAGUCACUGGAUAGACAGCUGCUCACUUUUCACUGCAUCCUGCACCAAGAGGCACUGUGCGCGCAAACUUUUCCUCCAGAAUGCACAGAGGUCAUGAAUCUUGUCAUUCAGAUUGUCAAUAAAAUAAUGGCAAAAGGUUUAAAUCACCGCCAGUUCCGUUCGCUACUGGAUGAGGUGGACAGCACAUACUCUGAUCUCAUGCUGCACAACCGAGUCCGGUGGCUGUCCAGAGGAGAGGUGCUGAAACGUUUUGCUGCAUGUCUGGGAGAGGUGAAGACUUUCAUGAGCAGCAAAGGGCUCACCUUUCCUGAGCUGGAACAGCCAGAGUGGCUGGAAAAGCUGCACUUCAUGGUGGACAUGACAGCGAACCUGAACACGCUAAACACAACCCUUCAGGGGAGAGGAGGCACAGCGCUACACAUGCUGGAGGAGGUGUUAGCGUUUGAGCGCAAACUGACAGUUUUAGCCAGAGAUUUACAGAGAGGCACACAGUCUCACUUCCCCUUUUUAAGGGAGUUCAAACAAGGUCACAAGCUGAUCAAUUCAGAGUAUUUACAGUCUGCAAUCACCACAAAUGCAAGCAUCGUUUGGGAAACGAUUCCUCAACCUGAUCUGGAGCUGGAGCUGGCUGACAUAGCUGACAAAGACAUGUGGGUGUCCAAAUUCAAACGCUUGACAGAGGACCUUGAAGAUGUUGCCCGUCAGAAGGCCACUCUUGCUCAGAAUCACAAAUGGAGUGAUAUUGAGAACCUUCCAAGACCGGACAAACUCGUGUUUGAAACAUGGAAUGCCAUCCCCGACACCUACAUGAACAUGAAGACAUAUGCCUUUGGAGUCCUGUCGAUCUUUGGAUCCACAUAUGUAUCCAAAUACAGAGAAGAGUUCAAGCUCAUAAUCGACCGAAUAGCAGUGGUGAAGUCAGAGAAUGGUGAGAAAUAUUUGGUCCUGAAGAAAAAGUACCGUCAGCAGUUGGCAGACAGUGACCCGGUUCCAGUGAACACGGCUCAGUGGCAUCCUCCAGACACCUCAGCCCCCGCGACAGAGCAGAGCAGCCCCCAUGACGAGCCCAUGGAGAGCGGAGAGCCAGCAGAGAGCAAGGACCAUGAGUCGGAGUCGGAGCAGGACGAGGAGUCGACCGGCAGCAUGGGCUCAGCAGCUGUGGCACUGGACCCUGUGGAGAAGGAGUGGAUCUACUCUGCAGCUGGAGCCAGGGUCCCGGACCUGUCCCACCUGCUCAGACAAGACCCUUCACUUGCCAACAAGAAGGACUUUACCUCCGGGGUAAGUUCAUGUUCUGUCCAUCCAUACCACUCUUCAAUCCACUAA